Molecule: messenger RNA, 1920 nt
Organism: Eriocheir sinensis (Chinese mitten crab)
Lineage: Eukaryota; Metazoa; Arthropoda; Malacostraca; Decapoda; Varunidae
Product: leucine--tRNA ligase, cytoplasmic-like
Exons: 1
Coding region: 288-572 (94 amino acids)
Biological process (GO): leucyl-tRNA aminoacylation
Molecular function (GO): leucine-tRNA ligase activity; ATP binding
Source: RefSeq, a predicted model, not a curated record
GGGGAGAUGAGUAGGAGUGAGAACUGAUAAAUGUGUAGUACUAUAUGUAAUUAUGAUUCCUGUGAUGUGAAUAUUUCCUAGACACCUGCAUAUGAUUAUUCUUUUAUAGUAUGUCCUUCUAUCUUUCUAUGAACAGCAUAUGACAGGCAUUUUUCAGUUUUUAGCCCUUGAUCCAAUGCCAGGGAGGAGGUGACAAACACACACCUUCCCUUCAAGCUCAGGUGUUUUUGGCACCCUGGACACUGCCACUGCUCAAAUAAACCCGUGGAGCCUUCAACAACGCCACGAUGUCACACAAGAAGCUGCUGGAGCUGCAGUCGGUGGAGCAGCAGAUACAGCAGCUCUGGGAGGAGGCCAAGGUGUUUGAGGAGGAUGUGCUGGCCAAGGGGACGUCCGAGAAGUACCUGGCCACCUCCCCGUACCCCUAUAUGAACGGCAGACUCCACCUGGGCCACACCUUCACCCUCAGCAAGUGUGAGUUUGCCGUGGGUUAUCAUUAUCUGAAGGGCAAGAAGUGUCUCUUCCCCUUCGGCCUUCACUGCACAGGUACCUUUAGUGUACUGUUUUUUUAGUGCACUGCAAGACAUACUGCUAUCUUCUUUUAUUUUUUUAUUAAGAUGUUAAUCCAUUUUUACUGCCUCCUGUGUGUCAUUUCCAGUAUUAUGAAAUAUAUAUUAGCACAUCAAUUUAUUUAUAUUUGUUAAGUUGAUACACAGUGCUAAUUCAAGAUUGUGGACUUGUAAGCAUGCAGAUCCUUCUUAUCUCUGAUCUGGGGCAUUAGCAGAUAGAUUAUUUUGAUCCCUUACUUAAGUUUAUCUUUACCCCAAUCACAGAAAACAUUCAGCUUUAUAGAGGUUUUAAGGCAUGCUGAGGUGUUGAGAAAUAGCUAAUUGUACUCAUAGGUUUCUGCAGUAGUUAAAGAAAAGGAUCUUGGAAUCACUAUAUCAAGCGAUUUAAAGCCCGGUCAGCAUUGUUCAGAGGUAGUUAAAACUGCAAACAAAUUGGUUGGCUUCAUCGGACGAGUCUUUAACAAUAAACCGGAAAAAGUAAUAUUAAAACUGUAUAAUUCGUUGGUUCGACCCCGUCUAGAGUACUGUGUACAGUUUUGGUCUCCCUAUUACAGAAAAGACAUAGAAAAGUUGGAAUGGGUUCAACGAAGAGUAACAAAGAUGAUUCCUAGGUUGAGAAAUUUAUCAUAUGAACAAAGGCUUAAAGAAGUAAAUUUAUUCAGCCUAUCAAAUGAAGAAUGCGAGGCGAUCUAAUAGAAGUGUUUAAAAUGUUUAAAGGAUUCAGUGAUAUUAAUGCGGAAGAUUACUUUACAAUUGAUCGAUCAAAUAGAACAAGAAGAAAUCACAAUUUGAAGAUAAGUGGUAAAAGAUUCCCAUCGUACGAAGCUAAACUCUUCUUCAAUCGAGUUGUUAAUGUUUGGAACUUUCUACCCUGUGAUGUCGUUGAUAGUACAACAGUUACAGCCUUCAAGAAUAGAUUAGACAAGUAUUUUGAAUCCAACCAGCAACUAAGAUAUUACUCAUUGUCGUAAUAACGUUAAGUUUUUUCAAAUACUGGUGUCCUUGCCUGCUUUUAUCGCCCGGUUAGUGGUAGCAGUAAUGGUAGUUCUUUCCUCUUUCCUACAUAAUUUCUAUGCAGUUUUUCCAUGCUGCAUGGUUCUUUUUCCUUUCCUGCCAGCUUUGGCUGGAGGGAUGGGGGGUGGGGAGGAGCCUUCGCCUUUGCUGUCCUUCAUCUUCCACCUUUGAUUAGAUAGUUAGUGCAGCUUGUCACAAAUAGCCUCGUAAGGACCAGCAGGUCUGCUGUUGUUUGUUCUUUCUUUGUGUCCUUUGUGUCUUCUUUGGGAAGCAGUGUGUUGUGGUGCUUUUUACUUUUACCUUGGCCGGUCUUCAAAUUUACCAUAAAAAUUCCUUU